Messenger RNA from Acanthaster planci (crown-of-thorns starfish), 3390 nucleotides. RefSeq names its product carbonyl reductase [NADPH] 1-like. Gene Ontology annotation, molecular function: carbonyl reductase (NADPH) activity. The record is from RefSeq and is a predicted model, not a curated record. Lineage: Eukaryota; Metazoa; Echinodermata; Asteroidea; Valvatida; Acanthasteridae.
AACGUCUCUCCCGAUGGCUUUGAGCCGUGAGACGAAUUCCAUCAUUUGUCAAGCGUUAGUUGGCUAUGUACACCUGAACGUAUAAAAGCUUUACUCCUGGCCCAAACCGUUGACUAUGUAACUAUGAUUGGUGCCAAGACAUGCAGUCAUGCAAAGGCAUGCAGUCGGCACCAUCGCAGGAUGCAGCUUACGAGUCCAAACGAGUUUGAACUAUGCUGUGUGCACGUGUACAUGGAGAAGCUGCGGAAAUCAGAGGUUCAAGAUUGUCAAAUGCUAUCGGUGUGGCUGCACGGAGUUGGGGACUUCACAAGCAAGUUGGACGAACCGGUGAUUUGGCAACUACAAUUCAUCACCACGUUCACAACCUUGCUUACUCAUCGAAAUCCUUCGUUCACCGUAUGAAGUUCUUUUGUUUGGAAAUACACGCAGUUGGAUUAUCAUCUGGAAAGUAUUGAUAGAAAAAUGCUCCAAGAAAACAAGUCUUAAGAUUGUUCUGCAUCGUCGGUGGGCUCGUUACAAGAAAGGCCAAUGGAAAUUUUUCUCCUAAUAAGUUAGUGAAAACUUCUCAAUGUUCCCUACUGGGCCUUCAAAUUUGCAUUCUAAAAGCAACGAAGUGGAUCUCGAAUGCCCUAACCAAAUUAAGGUAACAGGAGCUAACAAGGGCAUUGGUUUUGCCAUUGUACGAGCCCUGUGCAAGCAGCUGGACAAUGGAAUCGUCUACCUGACUGCCAGGAACGAGGAGAGGGGGAGGGAGGCCGUGGCCAGACUCAAUCAGGAGGGGCUCCAGCCUAAGUUUCACCAGCUGGACGUUACCGAUCGGGCCAGCGUGAGCCAGCUGAGGGAUUUCCUACAUAAGACGCACGGAGGCUUGGACAUACUGGUUAACAACGCUGGGGUCUACCAUGAUGAGGAGUCAUCUCUGCCACUGGGAGAGAAGGCGUCGGUUACUAUGGCAAUCAAUUUCGACGCUGCCUUGGAUAUCAGCAGAGCUCUCAUCCCACUCAUACGAGCUCAUGGAAGAAUCGUCAACGUAUCCAGUUUAAUCGGGGUCUGGGCAUUCCAAAAAAUGACCAAGGAGCUGCAAGGUCGUUUCCAAGGAGCCAAGACGGAACAGGAAGUGGAGCAGCUCAUGCACGAAUUUGUGACACUUGCCAAGGCCGGCAGUCACGCCCGUGAGGGAUGGCCUGAAAUGGUCUAUGGAAUAUCCAAGAUGGGGGUCAUUGCACUUACCCGGAUCCAAGCUGAUGACAUUGCCAAGGAUAAGACUAAGGGUGAUGUUCUUCUUACGUGUUGCUGCCCGGGUUACGUGGCCACAGACAUGACAAACUGCCAAGGGCAGAAGACAAUCGAUGAGGGCGCCGUUACGCCGGUCUACUGCGCCCUGCUACCGCCCGGUUCCAGUCAAUUCAACGGCAAGAUGUUCAGCGAAAAGAAGCUAGUUGAGUUCUGGUAGCGUCCGAACAAUGAGUUUUCGUCGUCGUCUUCUUAGACUUUGAGACACGGAGACUUUUAGACAUUCGUUCAACGUUGCUUCUCGGAUAACUCCCCAAAAACGUAAUAGAUAACUGCAUGCAUGCUCCAUAAGCACAGGAAUGGAAUUCACUUAGAAAUCAAGAGAAUACCUAAUUCAACAACAUUAAUAGGUAGAGCUAUGGGUUGAAGCAAAGCUUCCUUUUUCUAACGUGUGGACAGAUACAAUCACAAUAUAAAUGACAGAUAAGGUGAAAAAUAUGGAAAAACGAAAGCAUCACACGCAGAGGUAAGACAAUUACACAUCAAACAUUUUAAGAGUUGAGUAGUAUUGUGUGUAAGCUUAUUAGCUUUUUAUUUUUAAUGUAGAUAAGGUUAAGGAUGUUUAAUCGAUUUACUCAAGCUAUUCAAGAAGUUAUAAUGUUGCCCUGGUAAAAAAGCCUCUUUUGUAAGGCGUUGGAGGAACGUAGAUAUCUUUUUGAAACACUUCUUGUGCUAUAUAACUGUAUAGUCAUGGUUAAAAUGGACUAAAAGGGCUUGAAAGUAGAUUAUUUGAAUAAUUGUAAGCAAAGUUACCCAUAUUUAGGUAAUAAAGAUUUUAAACCCUAAGUGCUUGAAAUUGACAAACAGAGGAUCGGCAUGUUCAAUAUGAUCCGCCUAACAGGAACAGGAGCCUAGGCACAAUUUUCCUGGCAACUGCGGCUCCUGUUAUGGGGACUACACUUCCUCAUCUUGGCUACCAACAAAAUGAACGCUCCCCACCAACAUGGCUCCUUUCAACCGGUGAAGCUUGUCGUGUGAGGGUUUGUGCUCUGUAUUUCGGCCAAGAUCAAACACCCACAUGACCAAAACUGGCUUGGCGAACAUUCAUCACCGUCCACUGUCAAUCGUCCACCAUUAGCCCAUAUAAUGUGUUUCCAACACAAUAGGAGGGUGCUAUUUACAGUGGGUAAAUUUUAAAAGAUUUCAACGAAACAAACUAUCGCCCAGGUAUUGUGUGCACCAUUUAAUUGGCACGACCAACAUCAGUGAAUUUAGCGAACCUUAUGUUUUAAUGUACGGCUAGAGACUUAAAAUUUUCAAAGAUUUUUUGUUUUAAGUACCUACCUAUUUGACUUGUAGGGUCUAACAGCGCCCUUGGUUGGAGCAGGUAUGAAUGAAACUUCAAUAUACAUGUAGCUGGGUUUAUGCGCAAAUGUCCUAUAAAAACCAUGUAACAACAAAACUGGACCCACAAUGCCUUUGUCCCGAAUGAAGCCACCAGCCGCCAUUUUACUGUGCCGAAUACAAUAGGCGAUGGCUCGCUUACGCGUCGUAACUAUUGAUGCCAUUAACGAAUUUGGUUAGUAAUGGCGAAAAAGCCUUUGUAUUACAUUUUGUAUUUGGAACGGUUAAAGAUAGCCGCAGGUGGCCUCAACGACCUCUGCGUGCUGAUGAAGGUAUCAAGGGUCCACAUUUACUGAUAUAAGGUCCGUGGGUUUAUGGUUUGGUUUGAUGGAGCGUUUUUAGGGCCUGUUUGUUUCACACGCAUCACGGUCAGCGAUCCAAGAGCUGGUUAUCGCUAUCCAUUCGGUGGGUUGACCGUUCUGGUGUCAGCGAACCAGCGACGGAUCACUGAUCGCGGUCCGGACCUGCGUGGAACAAACUGGCCCUUGGUUGGAUCCUGAGUAAGUAUCCUCCCCCCUCGGCGCCUCCAGCAGCUUCACCAUUAGAACCUCUUCUGGGGAGCUAGUUAGCGGAGCAGUUCUUUCCUCACUUUGCACCAAGGAGUCCUGGCUUGGCCUAGGCUUUAAGUGCAUUUGGUUUCCAGUCCAUACUCGCUCUCGUAGGUUUUCUCCAGGCACCCAGGUCUUCUCCUGCCUCUAAAACUGGACCUUCUUCCUAACUCCGUAAUGAGAUGCUGAUUAAUAAAGGUUAUAA